Molecule: messenger RNA, 2382 nt
Organism: Elaeis guineensis (African oil palm)
Lineage: Eukaryota; Viridiplantae; Streptophyta; Magnoliopsida; Arecales; Arecaceae
Source: RefSeq, a predicted model, not a curated record
AUUGCGACGGAAUGGCUCCUUCCUCCGGUUUGGAGGCGAGUGAGCGCUGACCGAUGGUGACCGUUGUCUGAAUCGACUCCGCCCUUCUUCCACUGCCAUCCUCGCGACAUGCUCCAGAACCGAGGGCCUUCAGUCCUUUCAAAUAUUCCUUUAAAAUUACGAAACGAAUAAUGGCAUCCAUUUUUUUCAGAAAAACGCACAGUUAUCCUCCUAGUCGCUCCGGAAAAGAGGUGAUAGGAGGAGUGAAUCUAUACAAAUAAUGGAGUGUAUAUAAUCGCCUUCCGGCCGCUCCCGCAAGGAAGCGAUAAGAGGAGUGAACCUAUGCAAAUAAUCAUUCAUUUAUACGCUAAAAAUUCUCAAAUCUUCGAUCCCUCCGCCCCCUCUCUCGCAAAUGCCAUAUUUCUCGUUUUCUCCUCUUUUCUCCAAGUCUUCUCCUUCUCGACUCAAAAACCCUUUCCGCCUCGAUCACAGGCCUUGAAAUCCUAAUUGAUCCUCCGAUUCCCGCCGGCAAUGGCGACGGCGGCCUUGAGAUCGACCUCUAGGCGGGCCCCCAUCGGCGGCGGGGGCGGCGUCGAGGACGCCGGGUCCUCGAACUGCGGCGGGGACCGCCGCCGGUCGAGGAGCCUCAGCCGCUACUCUGGCCGGUUCCCGUCGCCGCCGCCGGUUUCCGAUGAUUUCUCGACGCCGAGGGGUAGGUUCGUCAACAAGGUGAGGGUGUCCGGAUUCCCUGAGAUCAGCCUCGACGAUCUUGCCGAUGAGUUCUUUCGGGCGAGGGCAGAGUCCGAGGAGGAGGAGGAGGAGGAGAGAAGGUCGGCGGCCCGCCGAUCCGAUCGCCGGAGUUCCGUCGCUAGUUAUAGGAUGGAGACGGAGUCGUCUCGCCGGCGGGGGAGGUCUGUGUCGAGGCCUCCAGACAGGAGGGCGGCAGACGGGAAGCCCACCACUGGUGGUAGCUCGAGACGGCAGCGAUCAGUGACAGUAGCUCGGCAUCGGUGUAGUGAUUCGGAGAAGGACUUGGACCUUUAUAACAACACCAUCAGUCAAACCAAAUGGACAAGUAUUGGCAAUGGUAGCUCCCAGCGGCCUUCAUCACAAAAGCCAACAAAUCAAGGACAUGCUUUGAGAAGAUCUGUGAGUCACAAGGAUUUCUUGCAGUCACAUGACAUUUACUCGAGCCAGUCUUCUUUGCUAACUUAUGAUGAAACACGGGAAGUUUGUUCACAUAAAAGUGAGACUGAGAAAACAAUUCAGGCAGUUGAUGCCCAGGAAAAGAUGGAACAUCCCACUGGGGAUGGAGAGGGGACUGGAUUAUAUGAAGCCAUGCAUAAAGAAGUGAGACAUGCAGUAGAAGAGAUCAAGACUGAGCUUGAGAAGGUCAGGGUGAAAACAGAACCCACAACCAUUCUCAAUGACAGUGAGAACCAGGCAAAGAGUUUGAAUGUUAUCCAAGUUAUUACUGAUAUCCGAAGGAACUACACCACCAAAUUGGAACAGUCAGAGAAGUGGAAGCAAGAAUUGCUGGCAGAAUUGGCAGCAGAGGAGCAGCAUGGUCAGGAGCUUACUAAAAUUGUGAAAGAGUUGCUUUCUUCACCAAAACCAGCUGCUGCUCCAGAAAGACCCUCACGAUCUAGAAGUUUGAACAUGUUUCAGAGAAACAAUGAUAGAACAAGGAUGUCUAAACGUCUGACAGAGGAGGCAGAAAGAUAUUUUGAAGAUUUCCUUUCAAAUGUUGAAGAUGCAGACAUAUCAUCCUUUGAUGGAGAAAUAAGUGAUACGAGUUCCACGUUUAGAGACUUGAUGCUGCAUAAUAAUUUACCAGAAACACCUACGAGUUUGACAAAAGCUGCUCCGCUGCCUGUUGAGGCAGAUGGUGUUGUACUUCCUUGGUUGCAGUGGGAGACCAGUAAUGAUAUGUCUCUGUCAUGCAAAACUAAGACUGAGGUGCCAGUGAUAUCAGGAAAUAUUUUGCCUGCUUCAGCACAGGAAGCCAGUGCUGAAUUUGAUGGAGGGAAACUCAUCAGCAGUAGUCUUGGGAGUUGGAUCCCUGAAUGCAAGAUUUCUAGAGAGGAAAAAGGUGGCAGACUUGGAUAUGUAGGAAGCCACCUGAGCAAUUCUGAUGGUGGAGCAGAAGUGUCUAAAUUUGACAUGGAUGAGUACCUGGCCUUACAACACAAUGAAGAUCUUCUAUUCGAGAGGUUGAAGCAGAGGAAAAGAAUAGACUCGGGUAGUCUGAUUUUAUGUGGAAGAACCAUACUGUGGAGCUUGGUUGAGCUUUAAAGAAGCUUGGCUAUCUUUAUAUUACACAGAGUGGUGUAUGUAGACAUUUGAAUUGUCAACAUCUGCCUCAAAUAGUUGAGGGUUAAAUAUCUCCUUUCUAAAUGCAAG